Sphaeramia orbicularis (orbiculate cardinalfish) is the source of this 1563-nucleotide messenger RNA. RefSeq names its product acyl-CoA dehydrogenase short/branched chain (gene acadsb). The transcript has 11 exons. Lineage: Eukaryota; Metazoa; Chordata; Actinopteri; Kurtiformes; Apogonidae. The record is from RefSeq and is a predicted model, not a curated record. The coding region runs from base 58 to 1359 and encodes 433 amino acids. Gene Ontology annotation, cellular component: mitochondrion. Gene Ontology annotation, molecular function: acyl-CoA dehydrogenase activity; flavin adenine dinucleotide binding.
CGAAGGCAACAUCACCUCCCUGCACGCGCACGUAUGUAAACAGUUUUGUAACACACCAUGGCUGCUCCUUUGGUCAGGAUUUUAUCUAAGACUUGCCGACAGAUUUCCCGACCAUGGGGAGUGUGCCAGGCUGGAUGGAGGAGCCGGUCCACCAGCUCUGCUGCAGAUAUGGUGUCAGAGCAGAGUGGAGCCAUGGGCAUCUCCUUUCCCCCUCUGCAGACAUUUUCAGAGGAGGAGAGUAUGAUGAGGGAGGCAGUUAAGAAAUAUGCACAGGAACGAAUUGCUCCUUUUGUGUCGAAGAUGGAUGAGAAUUCAGCCAUGGAUGAAGAAGUCCUCAAAUCCCUCUUUGAACAGGGUCUCAUGGGUAUUGAGAUCGACCCAGAAUACGGCGGCACAGGCUCCACAUUCUUCUCCUCCAUCCUUGUCAUCGAGGAGUUGGCGAAGGUGGACCCGUCUGUAUCAGUGCUCUGUGAUAUUCAAAACACACUGAUCAACACACUGAUUUCCAACCUGGGAACGCCGGCGCAGAAGGAGCAGUACCUCACCAGACUGUCCACUGACAUGAUCGGGAGCUUCUGUCUCUCUGAAGCCGAGUCGGGGAGCGAUGCUUUCGCCCUAAAGACUCGCGCUGAUAAACACAAGGAUUAUUAUAUCAUCAACGGAUCGAAGAUGUGGAUCAGUAACGCAGAGCAUGCAGGUGUAUUUCUGGUCAUGGCCAAUGUCGACCCUUCUGCGGGAUACAGAGGCAUCACAUGCUUCAUCGUGGACGGAGACACAGAAGGACUGGAAAUCUGCAAAAAGGAAAACAAACUUGGCCUUCGAGCGUCCUCCACAUGUCCACUCAACUUUGACAAUGUUAAGGUGCCAGAGAAGAACAUUCUGGGACAGAUCGGCCAUGGGUAUAAGUAUGCCAUCGGGAUGUUGAAUGAGGGUAGGAUUGGCAUUGCUGCACAGAUGCUGGGGUUGGCACAGGGAUGCUUUGACCACGCUAUUCCUUACACCAGACAGAGGGUGCAGUUUGGGAAACGAAUCUUUGACUUCCAGGGCAUGCAGCACCAGAUAGCUCAUGUAGCAACACAGAUUGAAGCUGCUCGGCUGCUAACAUACAACGCUGCCCGUCUGAAGGAGGCGGGAAGACCUUUCAUCAAAGAGGCGUGCAUGGCUAAAUACUUUGCAGCAGAGGUUGCAACACUAACCACAUCUAAAUGCAUCGAGUGGAUGGGCGGGGUAGGCUUCACCAAAGACUACCCCAUAGAGAAAUACUACAGAGACUGUAAAAUAGGUACCAUUUAUGAAGGUACGACGAAUAUCCAGCUGAGCACCAUGGCUAAGUUCAUCGAUAAGGAGUAUGAUCACUGAACUGGACUCAUUCUGCACUGCGUGACCUGACACUCCAUGGAUGAUUGUAGUGAAGCGAUACUGUACUGCUGUAGAUCUUCUGGUAAAGGCUUAGUUUGGAGUUUUUGAUGCGCUUUAUGAGGUAUUUCUCCAUAGUCAGUGUCAUUCUUCAGUUUGGAGAAGCAGACCAGGUGACGCCCAAGCAAAUUACACUCUAUCUUCCAA